Molecule: messenger RNA, 2653 nt
Organism: Phragmites australis (common reed)
Lineage: Eukaryota; Viridiplantae; Streptophyta; Magnoliopsida; Poales; Poaceae
Product: cation/H(+) antiporter 15-like
Exons: 3
Coding region: 1-2538 (845 amino acids)
Biological process (GO): regulation of pH; proton transmembrane transport
Cellular component (GO): membrane; endomembrane system
Molecular function (GO): antiporter activity
Source: RefSeq, a predicted model, not a curated record
AUGGAAAACUCUCCAUUCUUCACGGCUUCCCCUUCCCUCCCCCCUCCUUUGGCUCUCACCUCCCCGAGCCCCGGCCGCCCAUGUCGCUGGAGGGGCCGCACGCCGCGGCAGGGGGAGGUCAGCGUCGACAAGAGCCUAUUCUGUUUCCAGCCCGACUCCGGCGCCACCUCCUCCGGCGUCUUCGCCGGCGACGACCCUCUCAAGUUCUACUUCCCGCUCCUCCUCUACCAUGUCUGCAUCGUCUUCGCCCUCUCCCGCGCCAUCCACGCCGUGCUCCGCCGCGCCAGCGUCCCCCUCGUCAUCUCCCAGAUCCUCGCCGGCGCGUUGCUCGGACCGUCGUUCCUCGGCCGGGUGCUCCCGCAAGUCGGCCAGCUCUUCGCGACGCCGGAAGGGUGGGUGCAGAUCAACACGGUCGGGGGCUACGCCUUCAUGCUCCAGAUCUUCGUCAUAGGCGUCAAGACGGACCUCGGCAUGAUCGCCAAGUCCGGCAAGAAGGCCAUCGCCAUCGCCGUCUUCGGCACCGCCGCGCCGCACAUCGCCAUGUACACUGCCGGCGUCGCGCUCAGCGCGCGCGUGCCGACGGCCUGGACGCGGUCGUUAAUGCUCACCAGCCUCAACUCGUGGUGGUCUCUCUCGGCCUUCAUCGUCGUCUGCUGCACGCUGGACGACCUCAACCUCCUCUCCUCCAAGCUCGGCCGCCUCGCCAUGUCCUCCGCGCUCAUCGGCGACUUCGCCAACACCUUCAGCAUCGCCGGCGUCACCUCCUAUGUCCUCGCGUCCAGCCCCUCGGAGAAGAUUCAGCGGAUAGGCCUCGCGUCCCUCAUCGCCUUCACCGUCUUCAUCGGGUUCAUGGCGUUCGUGGCGCGGCCGGUCGUCCUGCGGCUGAUGCGCGACGUGCCGGAGGGCGCGCUCCUCUCCGAGGCGCGCCUCGUGGCCGUGCUGCUCAUCACCAUCACAUGCAGCUUCGCCGGCGAGAUCCUCGGCCUUCACGCGACGUACGGUCCCUUCAUGCUGGGGCUCAUGCUCCCCGGCGGCGCUCCGCUCGGGGUCACCAUGGCGGAGCGGCUGGACCGCCUGGUCGCCGGGGUGCUCAUGCCACUGCUGUUCGCGCAGGGAGGCAUGAGGUUGGACAUCUACAAGAUGACGGACGCUUCUACGUGCCUCCUCCUCGAGGUGUUCCUGGUCGUCGGCGUCCUCGCCAAGUUCGUCGCGUGCAUGCUGCCAUGCUUGUACUGCCGGAGGCCGCUCCGGGAAGCCUUCAUCGUCGGCCUCAUGAUGAACUUCAAGGGCAUCACCGAGGUCGUCUACGCCUCGGCAUUCAUGGAUGCCAAGAUGUUUGAUGACCAAGUGUACGCGACGUUCAUGAUCAACGUGCUGGUGCUGGGUGCGACGACGGCGUCGGUGGUGAAGUACAUGUACCACCCGGAGGAGAAGUACGUGGCGUACCGGCGGCGCACGGUGCAGCACAAGAAGCUGGGAGAGGAGCUGCGGGUGCUAGCGUGCGUGCACUCGCAGGUGGACGUGGCCCCGAUGCUGGCGCUGCUCGACGCUUCCAGCCCGACGCCGGUGUCACCGAUCGCCGUGUACCUCCUCCACCUCGCGCCGCUCGCCGGGCUCACCAGCUCCGUGCUCCGCCCGUUCAGGCACGGUGACCGGAACUGCGUGCCCUCGGGGGGCACCGACUCGGCGCGCAUCGUCAACGCGUUCCAGUUCUUCGUGGAACAGCGGCCGCAGGGCUCCUCGUCCCUGCUCCCCUACGUCUGCAUCGCGCCCUACGCCACCAUGCACGACGACGUCUGCACCGUCGCGCUCGACAAGCGCGCCAUGCUCAUCAUCGUGCCAUUCCACAAGCGCCUCGCCAUCGACGGCUCCGUCGAGCCCACAACGGCCAACGCCGGCGCCGUCCAGUCCGCCAACACCAACAUUCUCAACUACUGCCCUUGCUCGGUCGCAAUACUCGUCGACCGGGGCAGCCUCUCCGCCGUGGUCGGCGCGGGCGCCGCGGCCGACGGGUUCCCUCUCCGCGUCGCGCUGUACUUCCUCGGCGGGCCGGACGACCGGGAGGCGCUGGCGCUGGCGACACACAUGGCCGAGGACGCGCCGAUCGGCCUGACCAUCUUCCGGUUCGUGCUGCCGCCGGAGUGGCGCAAGUGCGGCGACGUCGAGGAGGACCGGCUCGACGAGGAGGUGCUGCAGGAGUACAUCCGGCGGUGGGUCGACGACCACCGGCUCGUGUACAGUGAGAACUUGGUCAGCGGUUCCGACGAGAUGGUGGCAGUCAUCCGGAACUCGAGCCCGGCGUUCAACCUGCUUAUGGUCGGCCGGCGAGCGGAGAGCUGCGAGUCGCCGCUUACGGCCGGCAUAUCAGAGUGGAGCGAGCACCUGGAGCUCGGCGUCCUGGGCGAUCUGCUCACGUCGACGGAUUUUGGAUGCCGAGUGUCAACGCUGGUGGUGCAGCAGCAGACCAGCGCUGCCGCCGGAGAAAUCUGCCGGUCGCCAGAAAUGCAUGGACAGCAGCGAUCUGAUGGUCAUGUUUGAAAAACCAUGCAACUUUUAGCUUCUCUAGUUGUAAUCUGUAAUGUGUGUAGCAUCUUGGCAGCUAGAAUGCAAUUGAUAGAACGAAAAUCCAGUUCAGACUACGCAUAGACUGAAC